AUGAGUGAAGCUGAUAUGGAUUUGCUCCCUGGUGCUCGUAAAAAAAUGAUUGACUUCUUGGUCAGGUACUAUCAACUCAAGUUUUUGCAUGGAUGGAGCGAUGUUUCAUUCACAGAGGCAUUGAAGUUGUUAAAGGCUUCUUUCCCUGGAAGUGAGAACCUCCCUGCUAGUUUUUAUAAAACUAAGAAGUUGGUGAAAGACCUUGGCUUGUCAUAUGAAAAGAUAGAUGCCUGUCCAAAUGACUGCAUGUUGUUUUGGAAAGAACAUUUUGCUGAGACAAAUUGUAGUAUUUGUGGGGCAAGUCGGUACAGCGCGAGGCCUACUGAAGAUGGAGCAACUGGUAAACUAAGAUCAGCAAAGGUACUUUGUUAUUUUCCAUUGGGACCUAGAUUGCAGCGGUUGUAUAUUUCUCGGCACACAUCAGAGUUAAUGACAUGGCAUUCUACUAAACGUACUAAAUACGGGAAACUCCGUCAUCCAGCGGAUUCUCCUGCUUGGUCCAAGUUAGAUGAGAUGUAUUCAAACUUCAGAAAUGAGAGCCGUAAUGAACAUUUGGGUUUGGCAAGUGAUGGGUUCAUUCCAUUUGGAAAUAUGAGUACUUCACAUAGCACUUGGCCGGUUGUAAUGACAGUUUAUAAUCUUCCUCCUUGGUUGUGCAUGAAGCAACCUUACAUCAUGCUCUCUUUGCUUAUUCUCGGACCUAAAGGGCCCAGUAAUGAUAUCGAUUUUUAUUUGCAACCGCUAGUAGAAGAGCUGAAGAAUUUGUGGAACGAAUGUAUUAAAACAUAUGAUGCUUUCACAAAUAGUACAUUUACAAUGCGUGCAGCCAUAUUAUGGACUAUAAGUGAUUUUCUAGCGUAUGCCAUGUUGUCUGGUUAUAGUACGAAGGGUUAUAAGGCUUGUCCUAUUUGUAUGGAAGAAACUGAUUCCACCAGAUUUCAUAAUGGGAAGAAGGAAUGUUUUAUGGGUCAUCGACGAUGGUUAGAUGAAGACCAUCAAUAUCGUGGUUGGCGAAACAACUUUAAUGAUUUUCCUGAGCAUUGUGACCGACCAAAGCUGAUGACAGGGUCUGAUUGCCUUAGAGCUAUAAGUGGUUUGAAGUUUCAAUUUGGGAAGGGAACAAAAUCUCCUCUGACUCGAAAGCGAUCAUGUUCGAAAGGUGUGCCUGAGCCGUACAAAGGGAAUUGGAGGAAGAUUAGUAUAUUUUUUGAUCUACCAUAUUGGGAGCAUUUGUUGCUACGUCACAACCUCGAUGUUAUGCAUAUCGAAAAAAAUGUAACAAAUAGUGUGGUUGGGACAUUGCUUGGGAUCAAAUGGAAGAAUAAGGAUAGAGCAAAAGCUCGUGAGGACAUGGUACUUCUAAAUGUUAAGCACGAUCUUCACCCAAUAACACCAUGA
Molecule: messenger RNA, 1398 nt
Organism: Rosa chinensis
Lineage: Eukaryota; Viridiplantae; Streptophyta; Magnoliopsida; Rosales; Rosaceae
Exons: 1
Coding region: 1-1398 (465 amino acids)
Source: RefSeq, a predicted model, not a curated record